AUGGCUUGGCCAGCGCCUGCACGCUGGUGGCUCUUCAGCGUGGCACUUGUAGCUGCCACGUGUUGGGUUUUGUCUGUCAGUGUUUCUGCGGCUACAGUGAAUUCAGUUUCAUUAGGUUUGCUUGGCACGGGUGCCACCGUGGAAGAGUCUGCCGUUCAAGCGGUCCGACAGUAUCUUUUCCAGAACAACAACGGAAGCCUCGACCGCCUUUCUCGCGUUAAAGUCAAGUGCCGUUCGAAGGCAAACUGUCAGGUUCGUGCAGGCGUACACACAGAUCAGUGA
Messenger RNA from Neospora caninum, 282 nucleotides. RefSeq lists its product as hypothetical. Lineage: Eukaryota; Apicomplexa; Conoidasida; Eucoccidiorida; Sarcocystidae. The record is from RefSeq and is a predicted model, not a curated record. Bases 1 to 282 code for a protein of 93 amino acids. The transcript is spliced from 2 exons.